UAUGUCCACUAUGAGAUUGAUUACCCAAAGAAAUUGCCAUCUGCUGAAUUACUAAGGAAAGAGGCAUUACUAGGCAAGCUGCCAUCAGAGAUAGGAGAUGAUGGUAGCGUACAGAUGUACCCACCACAGUGGAUCCAGUGUGACCUGCGAUAUUUUGACAUGUCAACAUUAGGUAAAUGUGCCGUUGUUAUGGCAGACCCACCCUGGGAUAUUCACAUGGAGCUGCCUUAUGGAACCAUGGGUGACAAUGAGAUGAGGGGACUGGACAUUCCUAAACUUCAGGAUGAGGGAUUCAUAUUUCUGUGGGUCACAGGAAGGGCUAUGGAGUUAGGCAGAGAAUGUCUGGAGCUUUGGGGGUAUAAGCGAGUGGAUGAAAUUAUCUGGGUCAAGACAAACCAGCUUCAGAGAAUCAUCAGGACAGGCAGGACAGGGCACUGGAUUAAUCAUGGCAAAGAACAUUGCUUGGUUGGUGUGAAAGGGAACCCUAAAGGAGUCAACAAAGGAAUGGAUUGCGAUGUCAUUGUUGCAGAGGUUCGGGCAACCAGUCAUAAGCCUGAUGAGAUCUAUGGAAUAAUUGAGAGACUGUCGCCAGGUACAAGGAAGGUGGAGCUGUUUGGUCGUCCACACAAUGUGCAACCAAACUGGAUAACACUUGGCAAUCAGGUGGAAGGAGUUAGGCUCAAGGAUCCUGAUAUUGUCAAACUAUUUCGGGAGAAGUAUCCUGAUGGAAACUGCAUGGGUCCACCCAAACCCAGAUAG
This is a messenger RNA of Candidula unifasciata, 759 nucleotides long. Lineage: Eukaryota; Metazoa; Mollusca; Gastropoda; Stylommatophora; Geomitridae. The record is from the annotation of a GenBank genome assembly.